GCUCCAGUUAGAUGACGCAGUGUUUCCGGUGUUUUGGAUGACGUUCCUCUGGCGGAGUCUGGGUUCUGCUGCCAUUUAACGAACAAACUCACCGGCACGGAAGUGUGUCACCGGCACCUGCCAGCUGACUUACUGAGCGCGCUCAGUAGGAGGGCUUCCCUCCACAACAUUCUCAUUCACACAGACGAACUCAGACCGCCAUCAUGGUGCUCGCCGACCUGGGGAGGAAGAUCACCUCAGCGCUGAGGUCACUCAGCAAUGCCACCAUCAUCAAUGAAGAGGUGCUGAAUGCCAUGUUGAAGGAGGUGUGUGCUGCUCUGCUUGAAGCCGAUGUCAACAUCAAGCUGGUCAAACAGCUCAGAGAGAAUGUCAAGUCUGCCAUAGACCUGGAGGAGAUGGCCUCAGGACUGAAUAAGAGGAGGAUGAUCCAGCACGCUGUCUUCAAGGAGCUCGUCAAGCUGGUGGACCCCGGCGUGAAGGCAUGGACUCCCACCAAAGGCAAGAACAAUGUUAUCAUGUUUGUCGGGCUGCAGGGCAGCGGCAAAACUACCACCUGCUCCAAGCUGGCGUAUUAUUACCAGAGGAAAGGCUGGAAGACCUGCCUGAUCUGCGCCGACACCUUCAGAGCAGGUGCCUUCGACCAGCUCAAACAGAACGCUACCAAAGCCAGGAUCCCCUUCUAUGGCAGUUAUACAGAGAUGGAUCCGGUGGUGAUCGCCUCCGAGGGCGUGGACAAAUUCAAAGGGGAGAACUUUGAGAUCAUCAUUGUGGACACGAGCGGACGACACAAACAGGAGGACUCACUGUUUGAGGAGAUGCUGCAGGUCUCCAACGCUGUGCAACCAGACAACAUCGUGUAUGUGAUGGAUGCAUCGAUCGGGCAGGCCUGCGAGUCUCAGGCCAAAGCCUUCAAAGACAAAGUGGAUGUGGCGUCAGUCAUUGUCACCAAACUGGAUGGACACGCCAAAGGAGGAGGAGCUCUGAGCGCCGUUGCAGCCACACGGAGUCCCAUCAUCUUCAUCGGGACGGGCGAACACAUCGAUGACUUUGAGCCUUUCAAGACACAGCCGUUCAUCAGCAAGCUACUUGGAAUGGGCGACAUCGAGGGAUUGAUCGAUAGAGUGAACGAGCUGAAGUUGGACGACAAUGAGGAGCUGAUCGACAAGCUGAAACACGGCCAGUUUACCCUCAGAGACAUGUAUGAGCAGUUCCAGAACAUCAUGAAGAUGGGCCCCUUCGGACAGAUCAUGGGUAUGAUUCCAGGCUUUGGUACAGACUUCAUGAGUAAAGGAAAUGAACAGGAGUCAAUGGCUAGGCUGAAGAAACUGAUGACCAUCAUGGACAGCAUGAAUGACCAGGAGCUGGACAGUAAAGAUGGGGCAAAGCUGUUCAGCAAGCAGCCUAACAGGAUCCAGAGGGUGGCCCGGGGCUCAGGGGUCGCCACCAGAGAUGUUCAGGAGCUCCUGACCCAGUACACAAAGUUUGCCCAGAUGGUCAAGAAGAUGGGAGGCAUCAAAGGACUCUUCAAAGGAGGAGACAUGUCCAAGAACGUGAACCCGUCUCAGAUGGCCAAACUGAACCAACAGAUGGCCAAAAUGAUGGACCCUAGAGUCCUGCACCACAUGGGCGGUAUGGCAGGCCUCCAGUCAAUGAUGCGCCAGUUUCAGCAGGGUGCCGCUGGCAACAUGAAAGGCAUGAUGGGAUUCAACAACAUGUGACCGCUGACCAAUCAGUUGCCUUAAUUACAGGCUCCGCCUCCUGACAAGUGGAGGGGUGGGGCUUAGAGUUACCUGUUCUCUGCUGCUUUCAUGGAGAAACAACAAAUAGAUUGGAGAAGGAGGAGGAGGGUGUUUGGGUUAAUUUAAAUGUAUAAGAUGAAAAUGGAGCAGAGCGUCCUGAUUGGACGAGCUGAUGAUGAUGAAGAAGAUUAGCGAUGUAUUUUUGGCAUUUAAUAAAUGUUUGCACCAUUUUA
This is a messenger RNA of Archocentrus centrarchus (flier cichlid), 1972 nucleotides long. RefSeq names its product signal recognition particle 54 (gene srp54). Gene Ontology annotation, biological process: SRP-dependent cotranslational protein targeting to membrane, translocation; SRP-dependent cotranslational protein targeting to membrane. The record is from RefSeq and is a predicted model, not a curated record. Gene Ontology annotation, molecular function: endoplasmic reticulum signal sequence receptor activity; ATP hydrolysis activity; GTPase activity. Bases 204 to 1718 code for a protein of 504 amino acids. Lineage: Eukaryota; Metazoa; Chordata; Actinopteri; Cichliformes; Cichlidae. Gene Ontology annotation, cellular component: cytosol; signal recognition particle, endoplasmic reticulum targeting. The transcript is spliced from 17 exons.